AUGAAAUUGAGUGUGAGUGCGUUUAGGGCACAAGCCACUGCUCAUAAGAAGAUUCUGACGUCAUCAUACCAGCAACACUAUGGAAGUACCGCGGCGCCACCCGUCUGCAACCCUUUACAACCUCCCAACUUCACACCACAAGCAGAAGAAGGCACAGGUAGAACAUCGGAAGGCGAAGACAACGAUGGCAGCGAGACCAACGUCGGCUCAUCACGAAUACUAUCAGCGGCUACAUCGAGAGAGGAAGAUGAUGAUUCUAGCAACAAUGUCAGCAGUGAGAGCAAAAGUCCUGGACAAAGAUUGUUGAGCAAGUUGACUCCAUUCUCGACGAAUGGAAGGCAUGACGACAUAACAAAGUCCAACCAAAGGUGGAGGAAACUACGCACAACCGUACAGCUGGGGUCUGCAAUACAGAAGAAAGCAACAUUAAAGAGAGAAGACUCGUUCCUGAAGAGGUUCUCCACGAGGCAGACGCCGGCUACGCAGGAAACUGUAGAAGACACAGGAUCAGAAGGUGCUACAGGAGAACAUCGAACAGCAAACAGACAUAGACGAAGAAAAGUUAGAGCGCCCAGAACAGUGGUAAAUCCUGAUGAGAAUUUCUAUUUCUACUGGCUCUGGCUGAUCACCCUCUGCGUUUUGUACAACUUCUGGACUUUAAUAGUGCGUCAGAGCUUUCCGGAAUUGCAAAUAAUGUGCCACUACUUCUGGCUGACAUGCGACGGAGUCAGCGAUGUGGUGUUCGCCCUCGAUCUCGUAGUUCAACUCAGAACAGGAUAUCUGGAGCAAGGUCUGAUGGUUUACGACUCGAAGAAACUAGCAAAGCACUAUUUGACAUCUCGCUCCUUCCUGCUGGACAUCGCAUCCCUGACGCCUCUCGACCUGAUCCAGUUGAAGAUUGGUACCAACCCCAUCAUUCGUUUCCCUAGGUUCCUCAAAGUGUACAGGGCAGUGAGCUGUUAUUAUAUCGUUGAAUCAAGAACUGUGUACCCCAAUUUCUGGAGAGUCAUCAAUUUGAUUCACAUACUCUUGAUCCUCGCGCAUUGGUUCGGCUGCUUCUACUUCUUGCUGUCAGAGGCUGAGGGCUUCCAAGGUGACUGGGCGUAUCCCCACCGUCCAGGCGACUAUGCAACCCUGACGAGGAAGUAUUUGGGUUCCCUCUACUGGUCCACCUUGACUUUGACCACUAUUGGUGAUCUGCCGACCCCGGAGACCAACUCUGACACACUCGGAGGCCCCAAAUUUCUGCCACGUCGGGGGCUCAAAUCCCGCCUGCUGCAGUUCAAGUCCAACCGAGGGUACGUAUUCACAAUAGUGAGUUAUUUGAUUGGCGUAUUCAUUUUCGCCACUAUAGUGGGGCAGGUCGGCAAUGUCAUCACAAAUAGAAACGCAAACCGCCUCGAGUUUGAAAGGCUGCUGGAUGGAGCUAAAACUUAUAUGCGUCAUCACAAGGUGCCAGGCGGAAUGAAGCGGCGUGUACUCCGAUGGUACGAUUACUCGUGGUCGCGUGGGCGGAUACAGGGCGGCGGUGACAUCAACACCGCCCUCGGUCUGCUUCCUGACAAGCUGAAGACGGAGCUGGCACUGCACGUCAAUUUGAGCGUACUCAAGAAGGUUACUAUAUUCCAAGAGUGCCAACCUGAGUUUCUACACGAUCUGGUCUUAAAAAUGAAGGCCUAUAUAUUUACUCCAGGGGACUCCAUAUGUAGAAAAGGCGAGGUCGCAAGAGAAAUGUUUAUCAUAGCUGAUGGGAUACUGGAAGUAAUUUCGGAGACUGGUCGUGUACUAACCACAAUGAAGGCCGGAGACUUUUUUGGGGAAAUCGGAAUAUUGAACUUGGAUGGACUCAAUAAACGAACAGCAGAUGUCCGCUCUGUGGGUUAUUCCGAGCUGUUUUCGUUAUCCCGAGAAGAUGUGCUAGCGGCUAUGAAAGAUUAUCCUGAAGCUCAAGAAAUAUUACAGACUCUUGGCAGGAAGCGGUUACAAGAGGCGAAAAAUAUGUCACGGCAGAAAGUAAAGGGAAAUAAAGGUGAAGUGCUAAGUCCUGACAAAAUGGGCGGCGAAGACAGUACAUCCAAAAGGAUUGUCCACAAAUUGCGAAGCGAUGUAAAGGGCAUUCGCAAUGCAAUCCGUAGUAGAUCCCGUGCCGGUCGUCGUUCUGGAGAAUCGUUAGAACUACAAGCCUUAGCUGGAGCCGAGAGAGCAACAACAGAUGGGAAAGUGCUUAGACGUAUGCCUCGAGUUGAGAGUGAUGACUCGCAAGCACAUAACCAUGAGGAUAUCAAUGGUGAAACGACUUCAGGUAGUAAAGACGGUGAAAAAUGUAUAUCGCCUAUAGGCGCUGGUUUACCUUUACUGACAAGACUGAAACUACUAAAAGAGAAACAGGAUCGUGAAGAAAAAGUCGCCAAACAAAGACUGUCAACAUCUUCAGUUGUAUCACCGCCACCUAGUCAACCGAUACCGUCAACAAGUUCUGCUCCAGAUGGAGAACCCGAAAUAAUAGGCGCGGGACUUCCACUUCUGCAAAGAUUGCUUCUUCUCAAAGCAAAAGAGGAAAGGGAAAAGCAUCAACUUACUCCAACGAAUAGCAACCAGCCGUCGAGUUCAGAUACCAUCAGUCCAAGUUCUAUAAAAAGUCCCCUAAGUCCUACUAUAAAAACUUUAAGUCCUAUUCGAAAAGGAUCUGAAUCUAGUUCACCUGGAAAAUUACACAGUCCCACAACUAAAACGUCAAGAAAAAACUCUUCGGGAUCAAGUGAUGGUGCCUCUCGUCCUAAAGUUAGUUUUAAAGAUAAGAUAUUACAAGUUCAAAGUGACGGUACCGCGGUAUGUCAGCCACUAAAUAGAGAUAUCAGUGAAAAGCCUGCUGCAGUAGUCGAGCCUACUCCGAAAACAGAAAGUCAUUUAAUAUCCAUUCCACACUCUGUUGUAAGUAAAAUAAAAUCACCAGCCAAAUCGGUAGGUUCAUCUUUUCGUGAUAAACUUAAGUUAUUACAAGGUGGGGGUGCACAAAAGGAUUCUGAAAACUCGUCUAUAGAAAAGAGCAAGCCACCCUCUUUAGAUAAAACUCCUGUAGAAGUAACACCAACACAAACAACUGAUGCCAAGGAUGAUACUAAAACCAAAAAACCUUGGACAAAAUUAAAAAAGGCCGCGAUAUUAGGAGAAUCGAAAAGUCAAAGUAAGUCUAGUGUGGAUGAAAAGAAGGAAGAUAUUGUAACUAAGGAAAUAAAAGGGGACUGUAUAUCAGAAACAAUUGUAAAUAUAACUGUACCUGUUGUUACUACAGCAGAACUUGUUAAAAUAGACAAUAAUAAUCUCGAAGUUGAUAGUGAUAAUGUUAAGCAAGAUAAACCUAAGAUUUGCUUAACAGGCCCUUUGGAACCCGUCCAAGAAAAAUCUUUAGAUUUAUUAACUUUAUCUCCAAAGAAAAUUAAAAAUGUAGAUCCUAAGCAAUCAAGCGCUGGGAUGCUAUUACCUAAAGUAAAAAAAUAUAAAUCUAUUGACGACUUGUCACCAGAGUAUGGUGGACUACCGUUUGUAAAAAAGUUGAAGAUUUUAAAUGAAAGACAGAAAUUAGCUGAACUAGAAAAAGUAGUUAAAACAAGAAGUUCUAGCUUAGAUUGUACAAGUUCAUCUGAAGAUUUAUUAUCCGAUACACUCACUAGAAGCCAUUCAGAAGGAAGUACAAUGGAUAAAAGAAAGUAUAAAAGAAAAUCAAUAGAUUCUGUUGGAAGUCAUGGAUCUAAUGAAACACUAGAACGAAGAACACUGAAAUCCAUUUUAAAAAAAUUAUCGGAAGAUGUUACUCCUUCAGAAAGUCCUGAAAGGAACAAUGAAAUUAGAAAGUUAAUUAGGGCACCUACUCUAGAAGGAUAUGCUGCGAGGCAUUCUAAAUUUGCUAAAAGUGUAACAUUUCAUCGUCACACAUUACCAUCACCACCUAGCAGUGCUCCGGCAGAUUCUAGGAAUGAUAUUUUCCAAAUGCCAGAAUAUAAUAAAGAAUGUAUGCCCCAAAUAUCGUCUCCUACUCAGAGUAUGGAAAAUGAAGCUGUUUGUCCUAAUAAUCAAAUAGUAAGACCCACAAGUGAAAACAUACCUCAAGAUUAUAGCUUGAAUAUAACAGCUGAAUAUGACAUUCAGCAACAUGUUGAUCCAAUGUAUGACUUUAAAUCCUUAAGACCUGAAGAAAUAAAAGUGCCUUCGGACAAGCCCAAAUUAACACUAAUAUCGGCUGUCGCUAAUCAAAGGAAAUUGUUAAGAGGUUCGCUAGAAGAACAAGAAUAUUUCGGCGAAGUAUUAUUAGGUAUCAAACAAGUUAUACAAGGGCAUCUACAUGAUGUCCAAGGAAAAUUUCAGGACAGAUUCAAUAGUUUAGAAAAUGAAGUGCGCAAACGGGAUGAAAUCAUAAGUCAACUUCAAAAACGUAUUCAAGAAUUAGAAAAGUUGGGUCUGUCAGGUAUCUCAUCAGCUGUCCAACCACCUGAAUCUGAAGAAAUACUAUCUACUCCCGAAAGUGAACAUAUCACAAUCCUACCAUUUACUAAAAAUUGCAGUUCGGGAAGCGAUGAUAAUUCCGGAGCUGAAGAAGGAUUUAUGAGAGGUGAUUCCCUUGAUACUGUAUUUGCAACGUCACCACCGACUGCGAGUGCUGAAGAAGAAGAUAAAGAAAAAUCUGACGUAGAACCAACUAUGAUGAGGAAAACGUUAUCAUCAGAUGAUCUAACGGAAGAACGAUUGACCGAGAUGACUGAAAUAGAGUUAGGAAAGUUAUCGUAUUCAGAAUUGCAGAGUUUGGCAGAAUCACUAUCUAGUAAAGUCGAUAAAACAUCGUCAAGUAGAGAAGAAUGGACAUUAAGCAAAUCAAAGAGAUUAGAUUUAAAUCUAGAUGGUAAGGCCGGGACGUAUUCGAGGAAACGUGCUGCAAAGUUGAAACAGAGGAAGUCAUGGGAAGAUCAGAGCGAUCAAGAGUGUGUAGAAAUGCAUGAUUUGACAAGGCCAAUGUCUCCACAAAUGACAUCAGAGGAUAGAUCUCUACUCAGCCCCGAACAAUCUAGUCUCCGCACCGGCCGUCGAGGUAUCCAUCCCUUCCACUUCUUCGGUAGCCAUCUCGAUACAACCAAAUCAAAAAUAAAGAAGACCCUAUCUGUUGAUACUGGAAUGCACCAUACUGGAAGAAAUGAAAGGAUGCCAGUUCGUCAACGUCAACAACGCAAAUUCAGUCUGGGAUCAUUCUUCGGGUAUCAUCGAGGUUCACCGCAUAAACCUACAAACAACACCUGCAAUGAAGUCGUACUCGACAUCGCUAGCGAUUAUAGCUGGAGCGAUACUACAUCAACUUCAUCAAGUAGUGACUCAGAAUCGUUACCACGAACGCCAAUGUUUGAAGAAUUCGUAGAAAACAAUUCUAGAAGAGGCCGUGCUAGUAGCUCCAGCCACAGCAGCAUAUCGCCUAUUAGAGCGAGUGGAGGAGAUUGGGAAGUCAUGAUGCUGGCUGAUGAGUUGGAAAAGAGAGAACGAGAAAAGGAGAAAGAAGAAUCGAGACGCCAUCAUUAUCCUACUCACACACUCAGAGACUUGGAAGAGAGAGAAGACAGCCCAGAUGACUACUCCAAUAUCGAGGAGACCAACUCGUCGUCAACAACGCACCUGCUCGGCCAAUCGGUGGUGGACCCGUCGAACUUACACGAGACUUCGUUCACAGAGCACGAGAGGGAAAGCAGACAACAACGAGUAGGAUCACUUGUCGAUACAGUAAAACCAGAUUCAUCCCUUCGGCAAUCAAGAGGCCUAAUCCUCCGCGCAGCCAGUCUAGACCGAGAAACUGCACAACCCCCUUCCCAAACUAAACGCUUCGGCUCCCUGAAGAGUUCCAGCACGGACUCUCAUAAGAGACUCUGAUCCGGUUUGCGACGCGGACCUCGAGAGAGAUCCGAUAGAUUGGAACCAAAGGGUCCAAAUAAAAGUAAUCAAAAUAAAACCGAAAAUGUGAUACGAGGUAACACUCAAUACGAUGGAGAUAGUACGGACAUAGGUGGUUUAAGAGAAGAUUUAAGUAGUAUUGACGAUAAUCUUUCUGCAAGAGACGACAUGCAUCAGAAUCACAUUGGUGAACGUCGAAAUAACAACGGUAGAUAUCGGAAUGAAACAUUUAUUAUUUCAGGUCGAAAUGAACGAGAGAACGGUAUUAGUGAUGACCAGAGAAUGAUUAUUGGUCAAUUAUUGAUGGUAAUUAUUAUAAUCUACGAAGACUUUGACUAUUUAAUGUUUUUAAUUCUAGAAUAGUGGGUGAGAUGUGAAUCGUGAUUGAAAGAGAGAUACAGUUUUUCGUGUUGUUUUCUAUCUGUUCUUAUUGGUAAUUUAUCUAAUAUAGAUUAAACUGUAUUAAUGUAUGAUCUAAACGAAAUUAAUGCGACAACGUUAUUCUUUAGGUUACCACCUACUGAUAGUUUUAGAAGUUUGACUUCAUGUAUAAAUUAGGAAAUGAAAGCCUUUAUUAAAAAGAAAUUUGCACAAAUGAGUGCUGUUUGAUUUCUAUAAGGUGGUGAGUAAGAAUUUCACUCUAAAUACUUUACUAACACCAGCAAAACGCAUAGAUAUCUAAAUAAUAUCAAAAUGCGAAGAAAUUAAUUCACUCCG
Molecule: messenger RNA, 6642 nt
Organism: Achroia grisella
Lineage: Eukaryota; Metazoa; Arthropoda; Insecta; Lepidoptera; Pyralidae
Gene: Cngl
Exons: 28
Coding region: 1-5904 (1967 amino acids)
Biological process (GO): transmembrane transport; monoatomic ion transport
Cellular component (GO): membrane
Molecular function (GO): monoatomic ion channel activity; protein-containing complex binding
Source: RefSeq, a predicted model, not a curated record